UUUUUCAAUGUAUUUGCAAUAAUGAAAUCGGGUGCGACAGGAAAAGCAAGGCCCACGAAUCUUGGACAACAUUGGGGGGGUAUGGGCGACUUUUGGCAACAGAGGGCUACUCUUUCUUUACCUUAUCUUCCGUUUGAGGUGCGUUGUGUGUGUUGCAACUUGGAAACGACAAGGCGCGCAGAGCAGAGAGGACAUAUGCAUCCUCUGUCGUUGACGAUUGGGUGGUGGUGGCUAGUUAUGGAGGUCAGGACAAGCGAAUUGAAGCAAUCAGAGAGAACAAGGGGUCAUUUCUGAAGUGACACGGCAACUAAUAACUUCCUCCCCCUUCGAGAUCAAGAACAAAGUUUCAGCCUUUCUUGAGUCUGCCCACGCCGCCCUGGGCGUGUGCGAGCACCCCCCACCCGUGUGCAUCCCCGAUCUCUUCGUCUUUGCCUACUUUCUUGCUCCCACUUAUGUCCCCCUGAUUGUUUGUCGAUUCGAUUUGUUCUUGCUUGCUUUGCAGUUUGUUGUGGUUAUGCUGCCUGGAUUGCAAUCCUAGAGGGCGUUAGAGGUUGCAACUGCAGAUUAAUUCUCUUCUAUGGACAGUACAAUGGGGGAUGAUGAUUCUUAUUCAAAGUCCGUUGGAAGAUGGUCGGUCUUUUAUUACGGUUCGGGGCAUAUGCUUAAUGACAUCACUUCAGCUUGUUGGUUUACUUACCUCCUACUGUUUUUGAUGGACAUCGGAUUGUCCCCGAGAGAUGCAGCAGUCGUUAUGCUUUCGGGCCAAGUAGCUGAUGGACUUGCAACAAUAUUUGCUGGCGAACUGAUAGACAGGUUUGGACAUUUCAAAGUGUGGCAUUUGGCAGGAUCCAUUUUGGUUGCCAUCUCCUUUUCUUCAGUUUUUGGUGGUUGCAUACCUUGCAACAUCUUUGGUAGCCAUUCACUGACAAUGGAAACCAUUGGCUAUAGUGUAUUUGCAGCAAUCUUCAAUGUGGGUUGGGCUGCUACUCAAGUGUCACACAUGUCUAUGAUUAAUUGCAUUACGCUGGAUUCAACAAGCAGAGUGGUGCUUGCUAGUUGCCGCAAUGCUUUCACCAUGGUUGCCAACCUGAGUCUAUAUGCUGUAGCUGGAAUAGUCUUCACUACAACGAGUUCAAACACUCAUGAUGAUAUUGAAAACCAAUAUCGCUGGAUAGCAUAUUUAUCGAUAGCUGUUGGAUGUUGCUUCGUGGGCAUAUUUCAUCUUGGAACUAGAGAGCCACGGUUGAAAGCUAAUGCUUCUGCGGGCAACCAUGCUAGAAUUCCAUGGGAUUACUGGUUCAAGAAAGUUUUGUACUACCAAGUUGCUCUUGUUUAUGUGCUUACAAGAUUAGUUGUCAACGUUUCACAGGCAUAUCUUGCUUUCUAUGUCAUUAAUGAUCUGCGGAUGUCCCAGUCAGCCAAAGCUCUGGUCCCUGCCGUUAUUUAUGUUUGCAGCUUCUUUGUAUCCGUCGUUCUACAGGAGAUAGCUUGGACUGGACGACGACUGAAGGCUUACUAUUCUGCUGGAGGCAUUCUCUGGGUACUUUGUGGUGCAGUGAUAUUCCUGUUACCAAGAAAUAUGAGUUGGUUUGUGUAUGUUUUGUCCAUAUUUAUUGGCGUGGCAAAUGCUCUCAUGAUGGUGACUGGGGUAAGCAUGCAGAGUAUCUUAGUUGGUGAAGAUCUAAAUGGCUGUGCAUUUGUGUGUGGAUCCUUGAGCUUUUUGGACAAAAUUUCAUGUGGGCUCACUCUUUAUAUUCUUCAAUCAUAUCAAACCACCUCAUCAAAAAGUGAGGGAGACCUUGCAACCGAUGUCUACGCUUCAGUAUCAAGAUUUGGUUUGGGACUAGUGCCAGCAUUUUGCUCACUUGUUGGAGUGGCUACUACAUACAGCAUGAAUCUCCAUCCACAAAAUUUGAAAUCUACAAUGGUACCUUUGUUGGAGUAAGUCCUGAAUCCUCAAAGAACCACCGUGUCUCUGAAAAGAACCUCUGUAACCCAGAUCCGAUGGAGAAACCUCUAGUGCGGAAAGCAGAGGGAAGCUACAUGAUCAAGGAUUAGCAUAGAAGAUAUUCACAUUUAUUGAUUGCCAUGGCACAGCAAUUCUCGAUGUUGUGUCAUGGCUAUUCGCAGAAUUAGUUUAUAUCAUUGCGUAAUUGUCGAAUUCCAAGAGAAUGCCCUUUUCUGGUGGGUCAUAGAGAACAUUUUAUUUCUUUCAAAUUCAGUGUAAUUCUUGCUUAGCAUACUGUAUAGAGACGGUGAUGCACAUAGCUCUCGACCAUAGAAGAAUGUAUGCAGAUUUUAAGAAUCUAGUCUGAAAUGUACAAUCACCAUUUUUUGUUCUUAAUGAAGACAAUCACCUGGCUAUUUGUUUCACAAA
Messenger RNA from Rhodamnia argentea, 2377 nucleotides. Its product is annotated as major facilitator superfamily domain-containing protein 12-like. Gene Ontology annotation, biological process: carbohydrate transport. Gene Ontology annotation, cellular component: membrane. Bases 578 to 1945 code for a protein of 455 amino acids. The transcript has 15 exons. Lineage: Eukaryota; Viridiplantae; Streptophyta; Magnoliopsida; Myrtales; Myrtaceae. Gene Ontology annotation, molecular function: symporter activity. The record is from RefSeq and is a predicted model, not a curated record.